AAUCUCAACUUGCUUCCAUUCCAUCUCAGAGCAAUUGUUCAGUGCAAAAAGAUUUGGUUUUUAAUAAUCACACCAGUCUGAUUCCUAACUACUAGAUAGCUUCUACACUACUAGCUAGUACAACCAAAGUAACAUAAAACUUCUCCAUCCAACAACAACAACAGCAACAACAACUCUUCCACCAUGACAAUCACGGAAACGUUGGACAACUAUUUUUCCUUGACGGAGCGAGGAGCCACCAUUGGUGGCGAAUUGCGUGCCGGAACGGCAUCCUUUUUAACUCUAUCCUACCUGUUGUUGGUCAAUCCUCAAAUCAUGGCACAGGCAGGAGUCAGUCACGACGAUGCCGUGUUUGCCACUGCCCUGUCGGCAUCGAUUGCUUGUUUUAUUGUUGGAUUUUGUGCCAAUCUACCCUUUGGAUGUGCCCCGGGAAUUGGUCUCUCGGCCUAUCUGGCCUUUGGAUUGGUCCAGGCCGAACUCUGUACGCUGGAAGAAGCACUUACAGUUUGUUGGUGGUCUGGAAUUGUGGUGAUUAUGAUCUGCCUGAGUCGUUUGACAGUCUAUCUCAUGAAAAUUGUUCCGCAAUCCAUCAAAUACGGAAUUGUCGUGGGAAUGGGCUUGCUGAUUGCCAUGAUUGGAAUGGUCGAUGUCAACAUGAUUGUUUCCGAUGAAAAGACGUUGGUCAAACUGGGAGAUGUCAUGGGGGACGAUGGGACUCUGGCGUUGUGUCUUUGUGGUAUCCUCUUGGUGGCAUCCUUGCUCUAUCAUGAUGUCAAGGGUGGAAUUCUGAUUGGAAUUGCCGUCCUGACUCUCUUCUCGUGGACGUGGAAGCAUACCUGGCCCGAGUCUAUUUUCCAAUGGCCCGAGUUCCAUAACAAUGGAUUUUUGGAUCACCCAUUGGCCGUGUUUGAUUGGAGCCGAGCUGCCGUCUUUCUCCCCGCUCUGGCUUCCUUUGUCUUGAUUUGUAUCUUUGAUAUUUCCGGUGUCAUUUACGGUUUGGCAACACUCGGUGGAUUGAUCACCCCCGAAGGCGACAUUCCAGGAUCCUUCUGGACAUUUAUUGCUUCGGGCGUUGGAACCUUGGUGGCGGCGUACUUUGGUUCCACACCGAUUAUUGUCUGUGUCGAGACCGCGUCGGGAGUCCGCGAAGGAGGUCGAACGGGUCUCACCGCCGUCGUGAUUGGACUCUACUUUAUGGCCAGCAUUUUCUUGUCCCCGUUGUUUACCGCCGUGCCCGAGGUGGCCACCGCCCCAGUGUUGGUCAUGGUGGGUGUCAUGAUGAUGGGGGAAGCGGCCAAGAUCAAAUGGGAAAACAUGGACGAGGCACUUCCUGCAUUUUUGACAAUUAUCUUGAUGCCAUUGACGUACAGCAUCACCAAUGGAAUGAUCUUUGGACUCUUGUCAGCAGCAGCGUUUUACUUUACCACGGGACAGGCGUUUACCGAUACUAUGGAUUUGUUUAAAAACGCCAGAGCGGCCUGUACGAAUGCAGGACGAACGAAGGACAACGACGCUAACGAGGUAAAGUCCGAAAAGUCCGAAAAGACGGCCUUGUUGGACGUGGAGACUGGAACCAAUACGGACAGUGGCACCUUCUCUUGAGGAGGAGGAUGCAAACAGUCUACAAUUUUUUUCAGUUUGAAGUUUUUGAAACGAAGGACUUGGCCUACAAGCUCGAUGUCCAUGGAUGUUGGAUGCAAACCCUCUUUUUUGCCUGCCUGCUGGUAUUUACACUGUUGCUUUUGCUUGCUUGAAUACUUGACUACAUAUAAAGUAAUGCUCGAAUGUACCCUACGAUAGCUCAAAUUUAGCUAGCUCAUAUUAUUACAAGACCCCACACUAAAGCUGGAAACGACACACUGCAGCAUAGGAACACUUGUCUGAUUGACGAAAGGCAGAACCACACCCUGACUGAUGGCGCAGAAUUUUAAAAGGAAAACCUUGAACGG
This is a messenger RNA of Seminavis robusta, 1949 nucleotides long. Lineage: Eukaryota; Bacillariophyta; Bacillariophyceae; Naviculales; Naviculaceae. The record is from the annotation of a GenBank genome assembly.